This is a messenger RNA of Saccostrea cuccullata (small rock oyster), 1632 nucleotides long. Its product is annotated as zinc metalloproteinase dpy-31-like. Bases 13 to 1632 code for a protein of 539 amino acids. NCBI's taxonomy places the organism in Eukaryota, Metazoa, Mollusca, Bivalvia, Ostreida, Ostreidae. The transcript has 11 exons. Gene Ontology annotation, biological process: proteolysis. The record is from RefSeq and is a predicted model, not a curated record. Gene Ontology annotation, molecular function: zinc ion binding; metalloendopeptidase activity.
CAUACCAGCACCAUGCUGAGAUUAGUUAUUAUUGCAGCACUGGUGACAGUUCUGUUUGCAAGUCCAGUGGAGAAGGAUGGAAACGGGAAAAUUGCUUUAGAGAGUCUUCAGGAACUGCUGGACGACGCUGACAUCGACGAAACAAACCCCAGUAAUAGAGGUUUUGAGGAAAACGAAAUAGACUUCAAGGCAGACGAUGGAGAUGAAGGCGAAAGUAAGGAAGACAGUUCUACUGUAGAAAGUGGAGAAAGCUCUGAAGAAGAACCGGAUGAAACCAAACCUUCAGAAAGAGGCUUCUCCGAGGGCGAGGAAAAAGCAGAGCGAGCUUUUGAUAGCUCCCUGGCAUCAUCAAUGUUCCAACUGGAUGAAAUGAUAAGCUCAGCAAAUCCAGGAAUGAAGACCUCAAAACGAAGCAUGGAAGACAUGGAUAUGCUAGAUGGUGAUGUUAAGUUGGACAAAGAAUCUGCAGCCGAACUUGUAGAAUUUUACAAAAGAAAUCCUCAAUUCCUAAGACUUAACAACAACGGAUCGGAACCAGCUCCACCUGAGCCAUUUGACAAACGGAAAGUGUACAAUGUUCCAAAGUGGACUUUUCCAAUCAGAUAUAGAAUGCAAAUUGCCUCUUCUUCACACAGAAAUCUGAUAAGACGGGCAGUGAACAUCUGGCGAACGCAAACCUGUAUUUCAUUCGUCGAAAGAUCAUCAAUCUCUGCACCAGCAAUCAAUUUUAAGGAAAACGAAUCUGGAUGUUGGUCUUAUGUUGGCAAAAGACGUUCUGGUAUUAACGACAUAAACCUCCAAAAUGGCUGUAAAUACUUAGGAAUAAUCCUCCAUGAGAUCGGACAUGCCCUGGGUUUGUGGCACGAGCAAAGCAGACAGGACAGAGAUUACUUUGUCUCGAUAUUAACAAAUAACAUUAGAAGCGGAACUGAACACAACUUUUUGAAAAGACCCGGAGUAACCUACGGAACAAGAUAUGACUAUGGAUCAGUUAUGCACUAUUCUGACACGGCUUUUGCGAAGUCAAGUGGCUUGAAGACAAUCGUAGCCAAACAGAGAGAUUAUUCAAAAACAAUGGGACAAAGAGCUGGUUUAUCAUUUAAUGAUAUCCGAGCCAUUAACUACCACUAUUGUCAGAGUAGAUGCUCAGGAGGAUUGACAUGGUCGAGAUGUAGAAACGGCGGUUAUAGAAAUCCUAGAAAUUGUGGACGUUGCAAAUGCCCGGAAGGAUGGAUUGGACAAUAUUGCCAGUAUCCCAAGAACCCAUCAACCUCUGCAUGUGGAUCUAAGUAUCGAAAUGCCGCCUCAACUUACAGAUAUCUAAACACACCUGGGUAUUUCAGUCCGGGAAGAUAUCCAAAUAAUGCCGAUUGUACCUGGAGAAUUCUAGCUCCUUCAGGAAAACGUGUUCGACUGGAAUUCGUUGGGACUUUUAAUUUAAGGUGCAACACGAGGUGCUUAGAUUAUGCAGAGGUUCGUUUCAGCAGUGUGUCAAACACAGGGCCGAGGUAUUGCUGUUACCGAAGACCAACAAGAGUAUUUUACUCCCGUGGCCGAGUAAUGCUGCUCCUAUUCAGGGCAGAUGCCAAUUACGUAGCAAAGGGUUUCCGGGCAAGAUACAGAUAUAUCUAA